AUGAGGACUUCCGCUCCUGAACAACAGGCGGCGGUGCUGCUCUCCUCAACACUCUACCACAAAACAAGAAGCCAGGAGGACAUUAGUUCCCACUACAGUCUCCUGAAAACAAAGACAGGUUAUUCUGUCUUAAAGGGGUUUUAACCAAUACAAAAACGACACAUGGUUUAGUUUACUGAACUUGACAUAUUUGGCGAAUGGCCUGGGAUAAAUACAACGUUUAAAGUAGUUUUUUUUUUUACGUCUAGUGUGUUUUUGGACACAAUAAUGUCGUCUCCCGUGGAUUUCCACUCGCAGAUCGCCUCCAUCAUAGAGGUCUUGGCUAACGCGGCCGUGGCCGAGAUCUGCAAGGUUGUGGACGACGGAUAUGCUGUCGUUCAUCUCGAGGUGUCUCAGAACCAGAAGGAAAACGACUUUCUCCGCAGGAAGGUCCGACUCCUGGAGAUGCAGGUCGCUAAGUACCGGGCGGAGAGAAUGAAGGGACCCGAGGGGACAGCCCGCUUCCCUGGCUCCCGCAUUCUGGGCAGACCGCACCGUGAAGCCCUGGCAGGUUCGUUCCCCCAGGGCCGGCUUCGGGGGCUGGGCCGCUGCCAGAAGACCCCCCCCUUACCCCGGGACCAGGACCCCCACCAGCAGGUCGUGACCUCCACCAAGAUGGAGGUUGUGGAGGCGGAGCCUUUGAGGAUCGUGAAGGUGGAGGGGGCGGAGCCUAGCGAGUCAGACCACACCUCCAACAGACCAGACGCCGGCUCGGGCCCGACGCCCUUUGCUGGACCCGAGGAGCCUCGCAGCCAAUCGGAGGGGCGGGCCCUGAGUCUAGGGACCCCCUGCAGUCGGACUGAUCAUGGUGCUGCCUUUACACCUCCUGAGAACGCCAGUCCUGGAGCGCUCUGGAAAGGCCAACAUGGCGGACAGGAAGACGACCAGCAGCCAUCUUGUUCCUCUCAGAUGUUCCGGGAAGCUCCGCCCCCCGAUGGCCGCAGCCCCGGAGGCUCCAAACAGGAAGUCAUCCUGAUCGGUGCGCUUCAGGACCUGACGGAAGCCGGUGGCGGCGAUGACGUUGCGUUGCCGUGGGUACGCGGCGGUAACCGCCCCCCCGGGGACCUGCUGCUCGCGGCCGACGGCUCGUACGGCGGGCCCUUCCACCACGGCCCCCCCCGUUGGCCGGACGCCAUUGCGCCUCCCGCAGGCGCCUACCCUCCGUCGGCCCAUCACGGCACAAACCCUCCGCCGUCGGCCCGACGCCACGCGGAGGCGGGGCCAAACGGCGACCUGCGGCCCCCGCGGCGGGCUCCGGGGGGACCAGUGGGACCAGGGGGGCCCAGGGGGCCCGGGGGGCCCGAGAGGCCGCACCGGUGCCCCCAGUGCGGGAAGAGCUUCGGACAGCUGUCGGGGCUGAAGAGGCACCUGAUGGUGCACACGGGGGAGCGGCCGUUCCGCUGCGCCCACUGUGGGAAACACUUCUCCACCUCCAACAACCUGAAGGUGCACCAGAGCGUCCACACCGGGGAGAAACGCUUCCAGUGCUCCCAGUGUGGCAAGAAGUUCUCCUUUCUCAGCAACCUCAUCCGACACCAGGCCAUCCACAACGCCACCCAGAGCUCCUAGACACCACCCACAGCUCCACCUAGGCACCACUCAAGGUUCAACCUAGAAACCCCCCUGAAAACCAUCUAGAGACCCCCCCCCCCCCCCCCUGAGCUCCACCACAACACCACCAUCUAGACACCGGCUCGAAAUCCAGAAACACACAGCUGAAUGGAUUGAGACUUGUGUGUUAUGCCGCGUUUCCUCUGCAGGGUGCGGUACGGUUCGGUUCGCCUCAGUCCGGUAGGGAGGGGGCGGUAUAGCCCGGCUUAGUUCCGAGGUUGCGUUUCCACCGCCGACCGUACCCUUUAUGGUAGGCUGGAUGUCGAUCGCCGCGGCAGCUACGUAAACAUCGUAAACAACGUCUUCCUCCCCAAUAAUGCAGAGGAACGUCUCCUCCUCCUUGUUCGCCCAAGCAAGCGUUUAACGCGACAUGUUCAUUGUAAAGAAUAAUACCUCGAGGCUACUGUUUGUUUGUUUUUAUCCCCACGUCGCCCGGAAGUGACGAUUCUGUCGACCAAUCAACGGAGGGGGUAUGUAGCUCGAAUUUUCCGGCACCCUUUCAGGCGUCUCAGUACUCCAACGGAGGAGUACUGACUGAAGAUGAGGGCAAAACUAGAACGGCUCAGUCCGGGUCACGGCCACUUUUGGCGGUGGAAACGCAAUCCGUACCGCACCUUUGCGAACCGAACCGUACAGCACCCUGCAGUGGAAACGCGGCAUUAUUGGCCUCAACCAACAGGGUCCAGCCCUGACCCUUAAGAUGCCAUGGAGGACUGAUGCACGUGAGUGAAACGUUGCUGCUGUGAACUUGGCACACUGCAAUGUAAUGUUCUUACUAAUCACAGAUGACUGAAGAUGCCAGUGCCUCAAUUGGUUGUUCAGUCAAACAAUAAACCAAAUUUUAAAACCCUGUUUCUUCAAUGCGUUGCUAUAAACUAUAAACACUAAACUGGGAUAUUUCCCAGUGGGAUACACAAGCUAUGGUUUAGCAAUUUGCGUCUGCUUCACAUGCUCUCUGAUGCCACACUUCCGCAAGAUUGUUAAAUGUCAUUCUUAAAAACAUACUUAAGCGAUAACUGGACGUAUGCAAAAAAAUAAAUAAAACUUGUUUAAUAUAAUUUUCUGUUUCUGAAACGAGAAUCAACAGCUGAACCAGUCUACAAGGGAUAAAAAGUAA
This is a messenger RNA of Gadus chalcogrammus (walleye pollock), 2767 nucleotides long. RefSeq names its product zinc finger protein 500-like. The record is from RefSeq and is a predicted model, not a curated record. Gene Ontology annotation, biological process: regulation of transcription by RNA polymerase II. Gene Ontology annotation, molecular function: RNA polymerase II cis-regulatory region sequence-specific DNA binding; DNA-binding transcription factor activity, RNA polymerase II-specific. The transcript is spliced from 5 exons. Bases 268 to 1608 code for a protein of 446 amino acids. NCBI's taxonomy places the organism in Eukaryota, Metazoa, Chordata, Actinopteri, Gadiformes, Gadidae.